This is a messenger RNA of Periophthalmus magnuspinnatus, 2982 nucleotides long. RefSeq names its product protocadherin 20 (gene pcdh20l). The record is from RefSeq and is a predicted model, not a curated record. NCBI's taxonomy places the organism in Eukaryota, Metazoa, Chordata, Actinopteri, Gobiiformes, Gobiidae. Bases 62 to 2590 code for a protein of 842 amino acids. Gene Ontology annotation, cellular component: plasma membrane. The transcript has 2 exons. Gene Ontology annotation, molecular function: calcium ion binding. Gene Ontology annotation, biological process: homophilic cell-cell adhesion.
ACUCGCUGUCCGACAACUCAGGUAACAUGUGAGACCAGGAGGCUAAGAGACGGCUGCUAAUAUGAGCCACACUCCACUCCUACAGGCUCUGCUCAUUGCGGUCUGCUUCAGUUUCAUGUGUGGGGCGGUUCACUUCUCUGUGCCGGAGGAGCAGGGGCCCGGGGUUCUGGUGGGGACGCUCAGGCCUCACUUCCCGGCUCCGUACCAGCUCCUGACUCUGGAUUAUCUGUGGUUGGACAGUAACACGGGGGGCCUGUACACCACAGAGAGGAGGCUGGACCGAGAGGAGCUGUGCCCCGAGGAGACGAGGGUUGAUGGCUGCAUUAUCCCACACACGGCCAUUGUGGGCGCCGACGCGGAUCUGGUGCAGUUUUCGCUCAUCGUCGAGGACAUCAACGACAAUGCGCCUCAUUUUGAAAACACAGAAAUACAUCUGAGCUUGUCUGAGGAUGUGAUUAUCGGGGCCGCAUUCUUGCUGGACGACCUGGCCCAGGACAGAGAUAUUGGCAGUAAUGGACUCAUUCACUACAUUAUAGAAGGCUCUGAUGGGGUUUUUGAUGUAGACGCUGAAGAUGGAGGAGGUAUAAAGCUGGUUGUAAAGGCGGCGCUGGACAGAGAGACUCGGGCUGAGUACAACACCUCUCUGGUGGCUAAAGACGGGGGCUCACCUUCUUUCACAGCAGCUGCAGCGUUAAGAAUCACAGUGACAGACGUCAAUGAUAACUGCCCCAGCUUCAGCCCCGACAGUCGUCAGAAUGUCACCAUUUCUGGAGACUCCCCAAAGAACACUCUGGUGGCCCAGGUCAAAGCCACUGACCCAGAUUUUGGUACAAAUUCUGUAAUUACUUAUGACUUCAGUCCCAAAGUGUCAGAGCGCGCCAGGACGCUCUUCAGUCUGGACAGUCUGACUGGAUCUGUCACUCUGACACAGGACCUCCAGUCUGACGUCUCUGAGGACAUGGUAUUAAAAGUGUUGGCCCACGGUCCCCACUGCUCCCCAGCUGACACUCAGGUAACAGUAUCUGUGCUCCCCAGGGCCAAACAGGAGCCCACAAUAAAGAUGGGCUUCAUAGCAAGACAUGAAAACCAGGCUCUAAUGAUCCCAGAGAACGAGCCCUCGACUCUGUUGGCAGUUUUAGAGCUCGAGGCCGAGCAAGGAUUAGAAGAACUAUCUCUGGACAUAGAGGGUGAAGGGCCUUUCGCUCUGAGCCGUCAGAGGGGCACAUACCUGCUGUCAACUUCAACACCUUUGGACUACGAGCAAAAGACAGAACACAACAUUACUGUGUGCGUGUUGAGGUCUGAUCGGGGAUCUGUGAUAACGGCCUCCGCUCGGGUCAUCAGGGUUGUAGUGACGGAUGUGAACGAUAACGCUCCCAUUUUCCCUGUAAGUGUUUAUGAGACGGAGGUGGAGGAAAACAACCCACCAGGGCGACUUCUGCAGGUCACAGCCUCUGACGCAGACUCACAGGACAACGGCAGAGUCACCUACAGACUGGGACAACACACAGACAGGAUGUUUAACAUUGACCCCUACACCGGUCAGCUGUUUGUGUCUGUGUCUCUGGACAGAGAACAGCAGACGCUCCACAUCAUUAGAGUCACUGCACAAGACAAUGGCGUCCCUCUUCUGGAGACCACAGUCACUGUGCGAAUACGAGUUCUGGACAAAAACGAUAACGCACCUGUGUUUGUAAUGCCUCAUUUUAUCUUUUUUGUUCCUGAAAACACUCCGGUGUUGGCUCCAGUCGGGGCCUUGGGGGCGACAGACGCAGAUGAAGGUGAGAAUGGAACCAUAGUCCUGUACGUCGCAAACAGCAGUGGGCCGUUUGUGAUACCAAACUCCAAAAACACUCUGCACACGACAGCCAGCUUAGACCGAGAGCAGCAGGACCACUUUGAAUUCUGGGUAAUCGCGUCGGACCAGGGCGCCCCAAAGCGUUUGAGCUCCAGCGUAAGGAUCACUGUUUACAUCGAGGACAUCAAUGACAACAAACCAAAAGUAAUGCUUCCUGUAAGUAACUUAACGUGUUUAACUGUGGCGCCGGACACGAGCGCGGGCACGACCAUCGCCCGGGUCUACGCCGUCGACCGGGACACGGGGCUGAACUCAGAGCUGACGUACACCAUUUUAAACCAAAGCGGACCGUUCAAAGUGGACUCCAAGACGGGAAACAUCACCUUAGCACAGCGCCUCCAAAGGCCAGACUUGAGAAUGCAUAACCUUUUUGUUGUGGUGAGCGACAGGGGGAAGCCGGCGCCGCUUCACACCGCAGUUUGGGUGAAUCUUUUCGUUAACGACAGCUUAGAGACCUGCCACUUGGACUGUGAACCCCAAGAACCCCCCUGGCCCUCCCCCACCACCUCAGAGAGCGUCGGAUGCCCCGCCAGCCCCGCAGCGAACUCUCCAAAUCCGUUUGAUGUCAUGUUAUUCGUGGGUUUGGGCAUGAUGGUUGUGUCUUUAUGUCUGUUUGUGGGAACUGUUGUUUUACACAGACGAAGGAGGCAGUCCCGAAAGAAAACAUUUGUGAACAGAAAUGAGAAUGAAGUCCCACUGAAGCUUCAAGAUAAAUAUUACUCAGACGAAUAGCAGCAAGCGGCGUGUGUAAUCUCCACUUUAAAUCGUGCCAAGAAUGGAUUUGGUAAAUAACUUUUCAUUCUGAGGUUCUAUGCCUGUGUAAAUACUGGAUAUUUGGAGUAUUAAUAGUAAUACUGUCAUGAUACUUUGGUUUUCUGCUUGUUUUUUUCCAGAUUUUUGCCUAGAAUGUGCAAAUAUUUUUAUUUCAAAACAGAAUUCAGACAAAGCAAAGCGGAUCUGAUUAGUAUCUCUAUGUAAAUACCCUGUUUUUAUUAUUAUCAUACUUGUGUUAUCUUGAAUGUGUCAGAUUUACAGAACCAUAGCAAAGCAAAAAACGUUUUCAAAGCAAUCUGGGAAACCGGAUUCCCAAACUGCCAACCUCUUCAGAUCGUAACCGUAGACUG